AUGCAGCUGCAAACCACACUCCUGGUCAUCUGUCUGCUGAGCACCAGCUUCGCUCUGCCAGUGCAGAUUGGAAUUAUUGCAAGCAAUAGCAAUGAGAUCCUGAGACUCAAUGGAUUAACUCUUGCAGCUCUUGCACAAGCACAGGCCUCAUCGUUACUACCACAGUACGUGCUGCAGCAGCAACAGCCUGAGGUGCUGCUCACCCCACAGGUGCUGAACCUGAACCCCCAGGUGGCAGGUCCUUUUGGUCCCCAGGGGCCCCAGCUGCUUCUCCCGAACCAAGGCAACCAGCUGACACCUAUGAUUGUCCCCAAUGGCCAACAAGAGCAGCUUGGGCCUGCACAGGACCCCAACGCGCCGACCAUCCCCCAGCAGGGCCAAAACCCCAUGCAGAUGUUUCCCCAGUUUCAGUAUCCGUCUUAUGGAUUUCCCCAGCUUCACAGGCAGCAGGGUUUCCCUUACUUCAUGCCCCCGUAUGGCUACCCCCAGCAGAGGAACACGGCUGUGCUGCAGCCGAACAAUGGCCAGCAGAACCUGGAAAAAACCACUCAGAGGCCACAGCUUCCUCUGCAGCAGGCCUCCAAGCCAAAGCCCCAGACAGAGCGGACAUGGCCACUCGAGACUCAAAAAGAAUCCACAACAAUUCCGCCUGAUCCUCGUGGUGAUGCAUCUGGCCCUGGGAUUGAUGAGGGUCAGUCCAACUUCCCCUUCCUGUUUGAGCCUUAG
Salarias fasciatus (jewelled blenny) is the source of this 726-nucleotide messenger RNA. RefSeq names its product odontogenic, ameloblast associated (gene odam). Bases 1 to 726 code for a protein of 241 amino acids. The transcript has 9 exons. The record is from RefSeq and is a predicted model, not a curated record. NCBI's taxonomy places the organism in Eukaryota, Metazoa, Chordata, Actinopteri, Blenniiformes, Blenniidae.